Molecule: messenger RNA, 1915 nt
Organism: Leopardus geoffroyi (Geoffroy's cat)
Lineage: Eukaryota; Metazoa; Chordata; Mammalia; Carnivora; Felidae
Product: ral guanine nucleotide dissociation stimulator-like
Exons: 3
Coding region: 321-770 (149 amino acids)
Source: RefSeq, a predicted model, not a curated record
UUCUGUCUCAACCCAGAUAGGUCUCACAGCUGGGACCCUGGCUGCCCCAGACCUUCCCAGGGGACUGUGGAGAGGGGUGCAUUGGUGGAACUGUGUACCGAUGUGACAUUUCAUGGAGAAUGGGGGUGAGCACAAAGCAAAGAGAGGACUAUUUGCAAAGGUGUUAUGCCAGGAGGGGACUCAGGAGGUGGAUCCUAGGCAGUGACAUCACUUUGCUCACAAUAGGCCCCAGGAAAGCUUGGAACUCCUGUAACCUGGCACCCAUGUUCUAGGAAGGUCCCAUACCAGGCUCACUUGCCUACAGACACAGAGACUUUAGGAUGUUCUCUUGUUGUUUUCCCAGGCACCGGGGCUCUGGAUACCAGAAACCCCAGUGCGCAGGAUUAUUCAGAUGUUGGAGAGGUUUCCUUAACCCACGCUGGCGAUGCCUCAGGAUGUUUUCCAGGAGGUCACAUAAGAGCCACAUGCCACAGAUGGAGGAGAAGCUGAAUGAGAGCCCCUGCUCUUCUUCCCUGAAGGAAAGGAGGAAGCCCCAUGCCAUCAGCAGGAAGUCACGCUGGCUCAGGGGUAUGAACAUCUCACCCAUGCCCGACAAUGAGAACCGUGAGGAAGGGACCAUCGAAGGAGGCUGGAUGCUACUGGAACAGCGAGUGGAGCACCUGGUACCUGCUUUCCUGGGUAGAGACCCCUCCUACCUCUUCACGUUCUUAAGCACGUACAGAGCUUUUGCUACCACCCAGCAGGUCCUGGACAUACUGUUUAUGAGGUGAGCACCCUGCCCUUCACAGCCCAGUGUGAUUCAGCCCCUGAAAGCUCUGAGUCUCAGGGAAGUCACCAAACGUCCUGGCGUCUCGCUUUGUUCCUCUGAUCCGGGUGGAAACACUCCAGGUCCUCAGUGGGGGCACUGCAGGGAAAGUCACCCUGGCCUGUGGAAAGCUCUGCUGGCAGGGCUGCGUCUCUGCUGGGUCAUCUUUGUCCUCUUGCCCAUGAUCAACUUUCUGCCUCAUCCCUCACUGUCGCCAGGUGUUGAGUUGGGCUGUUUUCCCAUUGGAAAAGGAGCUAGGAGGCUCUAUCUGUGUGUCUGAGUCCUGGCUCAAACCAGUCAAGGAUGCCCAGGAUGAGCAGGACGCCCAGACCCACACCAAUAUGUGUGACGGAGCUGACUGGGGCCCCAUCAUUCUUCAAACACGCAGGAAGCCCCACUAGGUGCAGGCACUUCUGUAGGAGCUGACUGGGAUCCAAUGCGCAGAGCGGACAGUACCCUCCCCUCCAGAGCUCCAUUCUAGUCAGCAGUCAGUGACUCUGGAUAGGACAAGACGUAGCAUCCACAGGACAGCUCAUAUGAUGUCCUUCUGGCCUCCUCCAGAUACGGAUGCUUCCAUCCGGACGCUGAGGAGGAUGGCGGACCCCGGGAGCAGGAGAAACAGUGAGUAGGCUGAGCUCAGGCUGGAGGGCCUUCCUUCUCCAAGAGGGCAGUGCUGAGACUGCGCGUGGGAGGGGCUGCAGGACCCAGCAUCCCACACGUCUGAGAGUCCUGUGAGAGGGCAAAGUUCUGAGGGCUUUCUCUUGGAAGCAAGGAAAGGGGUUCUGUCCUGUCUGGUAGAAGAUGGGCUGUGGGCACAGGGAGGCAGCAGAGGGCGCCGGAGGACCGCGUCAGCCCCUUAAGAGAGUCCAACCCCAUCCCUUCCCACUCACAGCCUUGCCUAGACCCCUAUCAGGGGACCCAGAAUAACGGUUUUGGGGAGCAUCGCGCUCACCACCUUGGGGAACAUCCACAGUGCGUGCUUAGCAAGGGUACAGGAGACACAGUGAGGGCUCAAGGAGCACCUAUCACCCACACGAUGGGAGAACGGGGUCAGCGGGAGGACACCCACAUGUGCACUGAGUGCAUGAGGCAGCACAGAGGCACAGGUCG